AUGAUUCUCAGCACAGAAUCUAAUCAAGCACAAGGACCUGUUUGUGGCAGCGGAGUUCGGCAAUAUUUCAGUUUUCAGCAGCUCCUGAAAGCCAGCUCACUUCGAAACAAAAACGCUCGCUCUCUCAUACACGUUGCCAUAUCGUCCUCCCAGGCCGAGGGGGUGGAAUUUAAUCGACUGCUGACUACGAGCAUCCUGGCCGCCACCUCCAGUGCUCCGGUGCCAACAACAGUAACAGCAGCGACCGUCAGAACCUGUCCUCUGAGCAGUCGAACCUCCGACACCACUUUGCCCCUAGGGGAUAUUUUGCUACUUAUUCUUCAUGAGAAAAUAUGUUCGUGGGAGCCGAAAUGUAUUGCAAACGGGCGGAUAGUGGGUAUGCGAACGACAGCCCGUAUGGGAAUAAUGAAGGGGUUUAUGCUUACAAGGGAAGUAGUGAUCCGUAUGGAACUCUCGGGGAACGGCUCCAAAGUCUUCAACUUGGUCUGGGUUUGA
Striga hermonthica is the source of this 495-nucleotide messenger RNA. Lineage: Eukaryota; Viridiplantae; Streptophyta; Magnoliopsida; Lamiales; Orobanchaceae. The record is from the annotation of a GenBank genome assembly.